Messenger RNA from Morone saxatilis (striped sea-bass), 2082 nucleotides. RefSeq names its product eps8 like 1a (gene eps8l1a). Lineage: Eukaryota; Metazoa; Chordata; Actinopteri; Moronidae. The transcript is spliced from 14 exons. The record is from RefSeq and is a predicted model, not a curated record. Gene Ontology annotation, biological process: regulation of Rho protein signal transduction; Rho protein signal transduction; positive regulation of ruffle assembly. Gene Ontology annotation, cellular component: plasma membrane; ruffle membrane; vesicle. Gene Ontology annotation, molecular function: actin binding. Bases 56 to 1660 code for a protein of 534 amino acids.
UACAGCUCAGCAUGAGGAUUGGUGUCUGUGCUACGGAUUCAAACACGCACUAAAGAUGUCUUCCCCACCUCCGGUGGUCCCUAGGAGGUAUUCAGGUGUCCGAGUCAUGAUAACUCCAGGAGAGCAGCCUCCUCCUGGUGGGCUGCCCAUCUACUCACAUUCUAGCAAAGAGAAUGGUGUCAGCGAGGUGUCAAAUCAUACAUCUCUACUGAAUGCAGAGAAAGAAGUGGAGAUUCUGAACCACUGCUUUGAUGAUGUGGAACGAUUCAUGGCACGCUUGCAGCAGACAGCUGAGGCCCAGAGUGUUCUUAACCAAAGGAGGAAGAAGAAAAGAAGUAAAAAGAAAAAGGAGAACCAAGAUGAUGAUUUGUUGACCAUGAAAGCUUGCCCUCCAUCAGAGGAAGAAUUUGUGGACCUCUUUCAGAAAAUCAAGUACUCCUUCAGUCUGCUGGACCGUCUCAAGUCAUCCAUCGCACAGCCUGACGCACCAGAGCUGCUGCAUUCCAUCUUUGUUCCUCUUAAACUGUUGGUAAAAACCACCGGAGGGCCAUUGUUGGGUGCGUCGGUGGUCAGUCCUGCUAUGACCAGUGGUGCUGUUUCACUGCUGCACGAGCAUCUGACUGAAGAGGAAAAGGAGUUGUGGACUUCAUUAGGGCCCAACUGGAUUUCACCCUGUUCACAACUUAGUGUGUCUGUUCCUCCAUACUCACCUGUCUUCCUGGAUGGAUGGCAGCUUCCGGCCUAUGACUCAACUGGCCAGCCUUGGGAAGAUCCCAUCGAGUUGCAGCACAAACAAGACGUCAGGGAAAGAAGGGCAGCACAGACUCAACAGGACCAUGCUCGACAGACAGGGCAGGGCCAUGGUGAAGGCACAGCUGAAGCAAAAGAAAACUGGCUCCCACCAGAAGGUGAGAGACUUUACUGCUGCAGCUAUGACUUUGUGGCUAGAAACAGCAGUGAACUCUCUGUGCUACAAGGAGAAACACUAGAGGUAAUUGAGUCAUCAAAGCGAUGGUGGAAGUGUCGGAAUCGGUUUGACCAGAUAGGAUUUGUUCCCUUUAAUAUCCUGGAGCCUCUGUCUGCUCUUAAUAACACUGGGAGAGACAGCCCAGUGGUACGCAGAGAGUCAAAGAAGACAGCCCUUUUCCCUCGGACAAAGUACUUCUCAUAUGCUCCACCAAGUCCAGAUGCAACCAGUUCCACACAUACAAGACCAUUGCGACCACAGAGCAUGGUUUUACCAUCUACAGUAAUGCAGGGAGAUGACAGUGACCGAGUCAUGAUAAUGAAUGAUGAGCUUCUUCAGCGGCUGGCUGGGAAAAGAGGCUCAAUCCAUCCGCUGGUGGUCCCCCGUUCAGCUGACACUUCUGCCCCCCUGAACUACCACUCACCGGCUGCCGAGGUGGAGGCCUGGCUCACCACCAAGGGCUUCAGUCAGCAGACAGUUCAGAGUCUGGGCAUUUUAAGUGGAGCCCAGCUUUUUUCCCUGAAUAAGGACGAGUUCCGCACUGUGUCACCAGAGGAAGGUGCAAGAGUUUACAGCCAAAUUAUGGUGCAGAAGUCCCUUCUCGAGGACGUGCACAAAGCCACAGAACUGGAGACGGUGAUGGAGAAGCAAAAGCUGAAGAUCAACCUGACAUCAGAGGGUGCCAUAGUGUGAUGGAGCAUUUAAACAUCCACUAAUACAGAUGUGGCAUCGAGGAUCAAUGGAGAUAACUGUAGUAUACACAGCUGGACGCACAGAGUCAUCAUACAUGUGGUUAUAUCUCUUAUGUGCUACAGAUUUAUCAACAAAGGCAAGCUGUGUUUAAGGUAAAGCUCACUCACCAGUACUUACUGACAUUGAGACUAUUACAUGUUUUUAAGACAGAGGGGCUUUAAAAUUCAAAUUCUCACCAGAGUUUACUAAAGUUAUUCUUACCAUGUGGUGUUCUAAAUAUCUCUAUUAUUAUAUUAUUUUUUUGUUUAGUCAAUAUCAUGACAAUAAGCAAACACGCAGUACAAUAAACAAAAUCAAAUACUGUUUAUUAGUUCGAUGUAUUACCAACAAUGGACUGAAUCUACUUUUUAGAGCUAUAAAAA